Molecule: messenger RNA, 3073 nt
Organism: Megachile rotundata (alfalfa leafcutting bee)
Lineage: Eukaryota; Metazoa; Arthropoda; Insecta; Hymenoptera; Megachilidae
Biological process (GO): endoplasmic reticulum to Golgi vesicle-mediated transport; endosomal transport
Cellular component (GO): late endosome membrane; plasma membrane; endoplasmic reticulum membrane
Source: RefSeq, a predicted model, not a curated record
UUAAUUUCGAAGAUAAACGCAAUUUUCUAUUUUACAAGUUCCACCACUCACCGCUGGAUAGCGCUGGCAGUACAAUUUCAGAAUACCGCGCGCGCAAAUAUGCAUUUCAAGAAUCAUACGAAAAAGAAGCUGUCAAACUACUUCACAAAAAUAAAAAACAACCUAAUGGUUAUCUAACAUGAUGUUUUCCGGGAUGUGGAUAUUUCAAAUCGUGUGACAUGCACAAUCAGUAAGUGUUUCUACAGAUCGUCGUAAAGUGUAGGAGGUAACCUAGAACCGUGUAAAAAUUUUUUAUUAACAUCUUCUACGCGUGAAUUAAUAAUUGGAUCAACCUGAACGUGCGGUUUGUACUGCGAGCUAAAUGUAAUGUAAUAGGAUAACUCGAAAGUGAAGGAGGUGUGUUAGAACUGCGCCAGAUGUUUUCAGUCUCUGAUAUGCAAAUGAAGGUCGUAGAAUUUCUUAGACAAACACGAGAACGUUGUUCACUAUUGUUUCAACUUCAUAUGUUAUGUUUCUAUUUUUAUAUUAUUGCAAUUUCAUAUUAUGAGGGUAUAACAUGAAGGUAAAUCGAUAUAAGAUAUUUUAAGCAUCAAUAGUUGAGGUGCAUUGUACCUGUAUUGUAAAAUACUUAUAUGGUAGGCAGUACUGAAACAGAAAAUGAUUUUGAAGGCUAUAAGGUAAGACAUAUUUUACUUAAUAUAAUUGUGAUGAAAAAAAUAUUCUGUAGAAGAUGUUUUAAAUUAUUUUAAAGAAUUGACGUGUGUUAGUUACUGUAAAGUUAUGAAGUAAUACGGGUCCCUAUUUAAUGGGCCCUAGGCACGUGCCUAUUUCGUCUAGCGAUAAACAUAGCCUUGAACAUGCGUCUGCGUCAGCAUAAUAGGCCAAUAUUCAUUACUUCCAGUUCAUCGAAAGAGAGACUGCUCUCUACUCCUCAUUUUCUUCUACUUCUCGGCUCCUAGUUUCGAUUCCGGUUUCAGUCAAAAUUCGCACGAAUACUCACUCAAAAUAGGCACAUAAACAUUUCGUAAGCACAUGCCUAUAUCGUAGUACCGUUAAAACUAAAUUUAAACGUGUGGUGUCGUGUGUGUACAGUUCGUCCACACGAUAGAAUAGGUGUCCGGUGUAAAAUUACCGUGCAGUCUUAUUUAAUUCAAAUCGUGUCAUUCGGUGCACUGCUUUAUAUCGUCCUGCAGUUAACCCAGUAAAAAAACGUGCAUAAAAGAAAUGAAAAGACGUGUGUGUAUACGUGUGUGAAGAAAAUUGAACGCGUGGGGUCCACCGGUGGCCUCAAAUUUUGUAUGGUCGAACAAUUAACGUUAAAUGCGGUCAAGACUGACACUUAAUAUAACCUCACGAAAACUUUCCAGUUCUAUUAAUUUGCCAGGUGGACUUAAAAAUUGGUAUUUGAAUAUUAAUUAUGGUUUCCGCGUGUCUCGCAAACAGUUUAGUUAUAACAGCUGUUAUCAUCGAUAUUAAUCUUUGACUACGAAUGUAAUCACUGAUCUAUUCCUAAGCAAUGGACAUUUUUAAAACGAUAGUCGAACGCAGGAUAUCGUUGAAUCGUUAUCGUUACGAAAUUACGUUAUCGAUACGUGAUAUGCAAUCAGGGACCGAUAUAUUUGUUCAAUCAAGAAUAGGUAGACGUUUCGUGGGACAUUCAGUUUGGUGAGGCCUUUCCUAGAACGUGGUUAUCACUAGUCCACCACGCGUGCUGUCAACUUGUUGCUAUUUUAAAAAAUGUGUAACCGGUGCUACGAAUGUGUUCCUAUCUAUUGUCUCAGAUCGGUUUGGAGGCAGAAAUGGUUUAUACUGGUCGCUCUGGUUUUUUGUUUGUCUAUAACGCUAAUAAUAUUGAGGGAACCUACGUACUCGCCGGAUGCCUACCGGACUGCAAUAAAGCACGACAGGUUCAUAGACGAGGCGAUGAAGAGCACUUAUCAGGAUGCUCAAGAAUGGUACAACGGUAAAGUAAUAUCAAAAUCGGAUACUACGAAUUGGGUGCGUUAUUUGAACGAAAUUCGUCAACGUUGGAUAGUGUGGAAUCAUGAUUCAAGUAAACCGUAUAAUCUUGAGGAACCGGAAAUCGAGGACCAGUCCAUGGGUCAAGCGAGUGUUAUUCGGAAAAUAUUUGAUGAUAUGAGAAACGGCUUCUUCGUCGAAUGCGGUGCUUACGACGGCGAGACCCGAAGCAACACUUUAGCCCUGGAACGACUCCUCGGUUGGAAAGGUCUGCUAGUGGAGGCGGACUCCAUAAACUUCAGCAAAAUGUUGCUGAAGAACCGGAAGGCUUACCUAACACCUACCUGUCUUGCUCUUCAACCAUAUCCCACGGUGAAUUCAUUCCUGAUGGCCGAUAACGUGGGACGACUUCAUGAACCAAAUGCCACGGACAGCAAUUUACCUAAUUCACCGGAUGUUGCGCACAGUGGGGAUCAUAUUUUGGUCCAGUGUUUUCCGUUCCAUCAUCUAAUGGCGGCCCUCAAUGUGACUGUUGUUAAUUAUUUCAGUCUCGACAUAGAGGGCCACGAACUCGAAGUAUUGAAGACGAUUCCUUUCGACGAGAUAAGCAUCGAGACGUUAUCGGUGGAGUUCGCGCAUCUCGAAGUCGGUAAAACGGAGCUGAUCGAUUUUAUGAGUUCGAAGGGUUAUUACGUUUAUUCGUUCGUUGUUAGAACGGACCAUUUGGCGCACGAUAUAAUAUUCGUGAAAAAAGAUAUGGGCAAGUUUCGUUUUCAGGAGAGAGUGAUUAUUGAUGCUGGUCACUAGAAGUGGACUCAUUCCAGAGCGCACUAUGAAUUGAAAUUUUCAGUCGUUGAUUUGCUCGAAGAUAAGCAAAACCAAAUGGCUUAUUUAUGAAAAGACAGAUGUAAAGUUUGGAAAUGAGAAAAUUUUCCUAACAUGAAUCUGCACGAGCUUACCUACUGUGGGUAAAUACUCGUAUAGAGUUUACUUACCUUGUUCCUGCCUCCAGGUUGUUUUCCUUAAAAACUUUUAAAUAAUGCAGUUGUUAGGUUAAGCUUUAGGUUGUUCAAUAGAAUGUAUUAGUACUGUAUACGUCAAUGGUACAAGUUCU